Lacerta agilis (Sand lizard) is the source of this 1100-nucleotide messenger RNA. RefSeq names its product BTG anti-proliferation factor 1 (gene BTG1). The record is from RefSeq and is a predicted model, not a curated record. The transcript has 2 exons. NCBI's taxonomy places the organism in Eukaryota, Metazoa, Chordata, Lepidosauria, Squamata, Lacertidae. Gene Ontology annotation, cellular component: cytoplasm; nucleus. Bases 296 to 808 code for a protein of 170 amino acids. Gene Ontology annotation, biological process: negative regulation of cell population proliferation; negative regulation of mitotic cell cycle.
ACGCACAGGCACUUCCUUCGUGCCUCGUAGAAGGAGAUGCUGGAAGUGCCUGUUUGUGCAGCCGCCGCUGCCGCCAGCCUACGUCACAGGGAGGCGGCUGAGGAGGGGGGCCUGCUAACUUAAAAGUCCCUCGAACUCCGAUCGCUCCGUCCCCCUUCUUACCCGCUUCUUUUCCGCCUGCUCUCUCGCCUCCUCCUCCGCUUCGCUUCCCACCCUCCUUUGAGGCGGGCCCCGUGUGCGCCCACCGUGCCCCUUUCUACUCAACGCCCGGAGCUGGCUACCCCUUGUCGCCUCCAUGCAUCCUGCCCUUUACACCCGGGCCAGCAUGAUACGCGAGAUCGCCGCGGCCGUGGGCUUCAUCUCCAAGUUCCUGCGCACCAAGGGGCUGAUGAACGAGCGGCAGCUGCAGACGUUCAGCCAGAGCCUGCAGGAGCUGCUGGCAGAACACUAUAAACACCACUGGUUCCCUGAAAAGCCAUGCAAAGGAUCGGGCUAUCGCUGCAUCCGGAUCAACCAUAAAAUGGAUCCCUUGAUUGGGCAGGCAGCACAACGAAUUGGACUCAGCGGCCAAGAACUGUUCCGGCUUCUUCCAAGUGAACUCACUCUCUGGGUCGACCCUUACGAGGUAUCCUAUCGCAUCGGAGAGGAUGGCUCAAUCUGUGUGCUGUAUGAAGCCACGCCAGCAGGAGCUAGCCAAAACGGCACCAGCAUGCAAAUGGUAGACAGCAGAAUAAGCUGUAAGGAAGAACUCCUCUUGGGCAGAACCAGUCCCUCCAAGAGCUACAAUAUGAUGACUGUAUCAGGUUAAAUAAUAGCCUAUGGAUGGAUCAUCUUAUAAUGGAUGGAUAAAAUUUGGUUUUUACUUUGGGUGGGCUCCUCUGGGGAUGGAUUAUGGAAUUUAAACCAUGUCACACCUGUGAAGACCUGGCACAAGAUAGAAUGGUAAACUUUUAUUUUAUAGUGGCAGUGCCAUAGUUUUGACAGUACCUUUCAGUGAUUUAAAUAGCCUGUGAGUAAAGAUGAUUGCUUUAUUUCCUAAGGUGUGAAGUUGUCCAAGGAAGGCUGCAGUUUUCUCCCAGAUGUCUUGCUUAAUUUUUUUC